AUCUGGAAGUGUCACAGUGUAGUCGGAGCGCCGCCAACAUGCAGGCGUCCUGUUCUUAAUGCAUCAGGAGUCGGAAGAUUUUAAAAAUUCAACUAAAACUUGAGAUUAACAGCGAAUCGUUAUUUACAGGAAAAAAGGACUGUUUGCGGGUCAGUCAGCGAGGGAGAUCAAGAGUUAUUUAGAUAGAGCAGAGAAGCAGGGGCAGCCAGCCGGGUGAUCAGAGUGUUUCCUGGCUUUGAUGCGAUCCGACUCUGCCUGGAGCAUGUCCACAGUAGGCCUGACUGCCCAGGAGAUCUCUUUUCCCAUAGAAAACCCCUUCCUCCGGGGCAGCUACUGUCACAGCAUGGCUGGAUCCAAGCCCUCCUGGAGCUACCGCCAUGAGCCCACGGACAAUUUCUACUUUAGUAUGGACACACAUAUAGACCAGAACUACCGAACCCAGCAGAAAGGGCCACCCCAGAGUUAUGAGAAGCCUAAAAACAGUCCCAACUCUCAGAGAUUACCUCCAAAGAAAUCCAGACCCUCCCAUCUGUCCCUGCCCAGCAGCGUGGAACCAUCCACCCCAAGUCCUGGCGAUGAUGACCAGGUGGUCCCCUCAUUCAAGAGGCUUUCCUUCUACGAGAACAGCCCACCUCAAACGCCGGAUAGAUAUUCAAAGCCCCUGCCACCCAUCCCACCUCAAACGGACAUCUCGACUGAGCAGGCUGUGGAUAAUGAGGUGGAAUUUUUCACCAGUACAGAUGAAAGCCGCUGCCUUGUGUCCAGUGAUGACCAGUAUUCCAAAUCGUCUCCUUUUCGGUGUGUACUCCCCAGCAGAAGGAGCUUCAGGGACUGUGGGCAGAUAAACUAUGCUUAUUAUGACGGUCCGUUAGGACCACAGACCCAGCAGCAGGCCCAGCCUCAGCACUACCAGGCACAUCCUCAGCAGGAAGUGCGACAACAGCAUGAACACCAGCGACAGGAACCACCAGAGCAUGUGGUCUGUCCGAGACCGCAGGACAAAGCUCAAAGGAAGCUACGACGUUCUCACUCUGGGCCUGCGGGCUCUUUACACAAACCCUCACUGCUGCGUCUCUGUCACAAACGUUACACCAAUGGUUCGGAUAAAGCAGAGGUGCCACCCCCAAUCCCUCCCCGCAUCGUCAAGACUGGAGACUUGCGCCGCUGGUCAGCAGAGGUCUCGCCUGGGGCGUACAGCGACGAGGACAAACCACCCAAGUUGCCACCAAGGGACCAUUUUGCCAGAGGCAGCUCCCGCACCCCCAGUCCAAAGAGCCUCCCAACAUAUGCUAAUGGGGUCAUGCCCCCCACCCAGAGUUUUGCACCAGACCCCAAGUAUGUUAGCUGUCGGUGUUUUCACAGACAGAACAGUGAGGGCUCUCCAUGCAUCCUUCCUGUCAUGGAGAAUGGCAAGAAGGCUAGCAACACACAUUACUACCUUCUGCCUCAGCGGUCUGCAGAUUCGCCCUGUGACUGCCACACCAAGAGAAAAGUAGAUUUAGUUUAGUUUUAGAGGUUCUAGUUGAAGUAGUAGGACUGUACAUGAGCAAAAAACCACUUGACAAAAUAGUGAAACUAGAUGCUAACAACCAUCAAACUGCUGCUUUUUACAGUUUUUUGUUUUUUCAAUACCCCACCGUAUUGUUAACUCACAGGGUAUGUGUGCACUGUAUACAGUUACUGGUUGAACCGCUAUCACAACAAAGAUACUUCAUUGGAGUAAAGAUUGUGAUCAAAAUUCAGCAUCGUAGAGCUUAUUUUUUAUAUGAUUUUAUUUCAUGACAUUCGUUGCUGUACUUUUUUUUGUUGUUUUAGUAGUUGUCGUUGACGAUGUGGUACAAUCAAAAGGUGCAAGCGGGCUUUGCACCUGAUGUGCUCAGUGUUUUGUGUCUGGAAUGGUGGGGAUGUUUUUAUGUAAUGCACAUGGGGCUUUCUGUGAUGCUGCUUUUGUAUCUUACAAGGGACAAAAGGUCAGUAAACCAUGUAACACUUAAUAUAUGAAGUCUAAACCCAAGCACAGUGAAUUUUUUUUUUUAUUAAAAUGAAGGACCCUAGCUAGCAGUGUGAUGUUUUAUCCUAACAUUGGCAUGAUGUACUUCCAGUUCUGCUUGAGCCAUGCUUUUCCCACAUGGCACAUUGUUUCUGGUAGCUAUGCUUGUUUCCAAAGUAAUCUUUGGUGCAGCUUAUAUGGAGAAGUUUUCUAUUGAGAGUAUUUGUGCUUGUUUGUGCAUGUGAUACAUAAUCCUUUGGAGAUGGACUUUCUGCAAUAUGUAGAGAAGUGUCAGUUCAACCUGUUACUGUGUGCUGUUUUCUUUUUAUGCACACAUUCAUUUACUUUCAGUCUGUGUUCAGGUCUGAUUUGUUGCACGGUAAUUGUGUCCAGACAUGCUAUCCUUACUGAAAUUCCCUCAAUCUGUUGGAGGAACUCAUAGUCUGUUCAGUUUGUGCUUAGAAGUCAGAUUUUCCAACUUCUCUGUCAGAAAUGCAACAAAAUGGGCCCAAGCGAUGUCCGAUAUGGCUGCCACAAAUAUAAAACAUAGUGGAAGUUGCAGAAAUAAGCUAUUUAUUAGCACUUCUGAUACUUUGUGUCACAUUAAGCCACUGGACACAUACUUGGGCAACCUAUGUUUAUGAACAUGUUUUAGUGUUUGAAUGCAUAAAGUAGAAAGAAAUAUAUUGUUAUUGGUUGUAUUCUUAAUAGCAAUCAACAAAUACCACAAGCUUUUGCAUCCUCCAAUUUGAAUUCUCUCAGCAUGUCAUUCUCAAAUCCAACGUUUGAGGCAAGUUGAGCUCAAUGUUACUUUUGGUUGAGUUGUGAAAAAAGCAUUACCAAAUAUUUCCAUUCGUUCAAUAUUUCCUUUUAAAUUGUCCAAUAUGGUUUUAAAAUACAAAAGAUGAGGUAGCGAGCUCCAUAUGUGGCUUAACUUCUAACCGGAUAUCCGUAAAUGGAAGUUUUAAAGCAGGCAGAUCUGAGAUUAGAGAUGUCAGCCCAACCAGUUAAUACAGACACAUUGCAAAGACAGUGCAGGGUUUACCCUCCUGCCUGCCUGACACAGACUUUCCUGUUCUGCACAUGCAUUCCUCGCCUUACGUGAUUGCAGUGGGUGUGGCCUGAAAGACUUUGGCUGCUGGCAGCCAGGAAGAACGAGUUUUAUUGUUGUAGAUUAUUCACCAAGCACCCGGAUGUUGUCAAAAUUGUAGCACAUGUAUUGAAGUAACCCCUUCAGUAUCAAACACGGUGUUCAGUUUUUUGGAAACAUGACCUUUGAGGUCAGUCGGUCAUUGAAGUCUACUUAUCCUUCCUUCCUUCCUUCCUCCAUCCUUCACUUCCUCACAGGCUUUGCCAUCCACAAUGUUGCUUUUUGACCUAAAUAUUUUAAAUGUUUACAUCACACACUAUUUAAUCUUAAGGUAUUCAUAUGUCUUAUGAGAAAUAAUGAAACUAAAUGAAGACUAGUAUAUCAAGAAAUAACUUCUCUGCUGUGGUUGAAACAAAAUGCACUGGGAGAGUUCAGUAUGCUUUGUACAGUAUUUAACAAUUCCAUUUGUUUGUAUGAAUAGCUGACUCUUUUAAAAUAAAUCCAAAAUAAAAUGACUUAUUUAUGAGCUUG
Girardinichthys multiradiatus is the source of this 3611-nucleotide messenger RNA. It is a transcript of the gene errfi1a, whose product is annotated as ERBB receptor feedback inhibitor 1a. Gene Ontology annotation, biological process: regulation of keratinocyte differentiation; negative regulation of epidermal growth factor receptor signaling pathway. The record is from RefSeq and is a predicted model, not a curated record. Gene Ontology annotation, cellular component: extrinsic component of cytoplasmic side of plasma membrane. The transcript has 4 exons. NCBI's taxonomy places the organism in Eukaryota, Metazoa, Chordata, Actinopteri, Cyprinodontiformes, Goodeidae. Bases 239 to 1507 code for a protein of 422 amino acids.